AUGACGCCCUAUAGCGAUUUGAAUGCGUCAGCCGCACAUUUUGAUGCGAUUCAGCAGUCGCUCGAUAGCCACCAUAUAGCAUUGUACUUGUUUGCUUUUGCGAUCGCAGUGGGCAUAGCUUCUGUGCUCAACUCCAAUAGCCCUGCAAGUAAAGAUGGUCUAUUCACUGUCAACAAGCGCUUCUCAUGGGAGCCUUCAUACUUUUCGCGACUCCGGUGGAUAACAAAUGCUGAUGUGAUCAUGGACGAAGCCGACAUCAAGGCGCAGGGGCGACCCUAUCGCCUGGCCCGCGGCGACACGGAUCAGAUUGUGCUGCCUGUGGAAAUGAUACCCGAAUUGAAUGCUUUGGGAAUGAACGUUCUUAAUAGUCGUGAAUCUCAUGCUUUCGGUCUACUUGGUCAUCUCACAGGCAUGGACGUGGUCCGACACACCAGCUUCCAUGUCCGUGUGCUCCUGUCCUACAUCAGCCCAGCUCUCCCAAGCUUGUUCGCUUUGACGGGGAAGCGCAUUGCGGCAGGACUCGAGAAAGAGUUCUCGCAGAGCAACGAAUGGACUCAAAUGAAGCCACACAGAGCAGUGGUUCGCUGCAUUGGGGAGGCUAUUGCCCUCUCAUUGUUCGGGGCUGAAAUGACGGAAAACAACCCCGAGCUCGUUCAUCUCACACACGAGCAUACCAACAACGUCUUUCAAGUAUGCUUUGCCAUGCGAUGCGUGCCACAAUGCCUGCAGCCCAUUCUCGUCUGGCUCCUUCCCGCUAAAUGGCGCUUGCUCAGUGGCUGGGCAAAGUUCAGGAGCUAUGUUAUGCCCAGAGUUGCGCAGCUAAAGGCACAGAAAAAGAACAUCGGCAGUGAAGAAUCGGAGCCCGUAAAUCCAGACGUCAUCUCAUGGAUGGUAGAGGACGGCCGUAAUGAGCUGGAAAGAGACCCCAAAGUCCUAACGACGCUUGUUGGUUCUAUCGCAGCUGGUUCGACCUAUAGCAUCACCAAUUUCUGUUGUCGGACUGUUCUAGAUCUUAUCUCACACCCAGAGACUCUGAAGAUCGUCCGAGAAGAAAUUCGCCAGAAGCAUGCCGAAAUUAACGGACAAUGGACUGCUGCCGACUUGGCUAGUCUGGAAAAACUUGAGUCUGCCAUGAAGGAGUCCUCCCGCCUUACUCCUGGAACUCUGCUCAUUUACAGUCGUGUGGUCAAGAAAGACCACGUCCUAUCUAAUGGGCUUGCCCUCAAGAAGGGUCAAUUUGUUACAAUGUCCGCUUCGCAGCGAACUAUGGACCCUUCCAUCUUUGAGGAUCCUCUUGAAUACAAGGGUUUGCGCUUCUGUGAGGACAACAAGAUCGAAGAGCAUCGCGCCAAGCCGUUCAGCAGCAUCAAUAUGGACACUCUGACCUGGGGUGCUGGCAGAUGGGCCUGCCCCGGGCGUAUCAUCACUGAUAUGUCGGCCAAGAUCUUGCUUGUAAAGCUCUUGGACGAGUACGACUUCGCGUUCGUAGGGGAUAAGCCUUUGCAGCGCGCGAUCAUGCACGAAUUCCUCUUCUUCCACCCCGAGAGCUAUAUGUUGGUUCGACGCCGACGAGAUUCUUCUGGCAUAGUCUUCGUACAGUAG
Molecule: messenger RNA, 1602 nt
Organism: Pestalotiopsis fici W106-1
Lineage: Eukaryota; Fungi; Ascomycota; Sordariomycetes; Amphisphaeriales; Sporocadaceae
Exons: 2
Coding region: 1-1602 (533 amino acids)
Molecular function (GO): monooxygenase activity; oxidoreductase activity, acting on paired donors, with incorporation or reduction of molecular oxygen; heme binding
Source: RefSeq, a predicted model, not a curated record